Rhagoletis pomonella (apple maggot) is the source of this 1774-nucleotide messenger RNA. RefSeq names its product peptidoglycan-recognition protein LA (gene PGRP-LA). Gene Ontology annotation, molecular function: N-acetylmuramoyl-L-alanine amidase activity; zinc ion binding. Gene Ontology annotation, biological process: peptidoglycan catabolic process. The coding region runs from base 472 to 1356 and encodes 294 amino acids. The record is from RefSeq and is a predicted model, not a curated record. Lineage: Eukaryota; Metazoa; Arthropoda; Insecta; Diptera; Tephritidae. The transcript has 6 exons.
CUCGUUGGUUGCUUAAUUGUAAUUGUCCGUCCAUUUAAAUAUGUGUGGUUCUCUAGUUCAUUGGUUGGCUUGUCACAGUGUUUGAGUAAAGUUUUUCACAAAUUCCACAAUCGCAUUUAGUAGCAAUUUUGCUGAGCGCUGUUGAAGCGGUUUUGUGACGGCGCUUUGUAUGUUUGAUAACACAUACCGCGAAAAUGAGAUUUUAUUAUUUUUGCUAUAACAAAUAACUAAUUUUACAAAUACAAAGAACAAAACUUAAGAUUUUAUACAAAAUAAAACCCAAGAAAGUGAAAAAUAAAAAUACACCGUCAGUUUGCGAAUCGCAAGAGCUAAUUUAGAACAAACAAAUAAAAACCUGUAUCAAAAAAUAACUGCAACUCUUAGUACGGUACGCCCACUAGAGAUUAAUUAAAAUUCAUAAUUGUCCGUGCCGGAAAUACUUUACAGAUUGUAUGUAAAAGUACAAACAAAAUGAAAUUGUUAUUGAAAGUAAAUUCAGAAAAGGCUCGCAAACGAUUUGGCAUCCCAGCGAAUUUGCAAACCUCAUCAGCGAAUGCAACGGCUGUCGCAAUAAAACGAAUCAAUCAAAACCGCACUACUGAAAAUACUUCCAUUUUACAAAAACUAUCAACGUCUUCCAAACUUUUAAUAUUGCUCAUUGUUGUGGUAGUAAUUGUAGCUGGAGUAAUUAUUUACAUUGAGAUAGAACAAAACAAUAGAAAGCCAGAUCCCGGACCCAUACUGUUCGGCAAUAGCUAUGAGCAUGGCACGUUUCCGAAUUUAGGAAAUGGACAUCUGGUGAUCGAUCGCGAUCAAUGGGGCGCCUCGGAGUUGGCUAAAAAUUUGAAAAUACCACUUAAACAUCCAAUACCAUAUGUACUCAUCACACACAUAGGCGUCCAGUCGAAACCAUGUGAAAAUGUAUACAGAUGCUCGAUUAAAAUGCGUACAAUACAAGACUCAGCAAUUGCGGAAAAAAAUCUACCCGACAUACAGGCGAAUUUUUAUGUCGGUGAUGAUGGCAAUAUUUACGUGGGACGUGGUUGGGACUAUGCAAAUACGUAUGCAAAUGACACCUUGGCUGUAACAUUUAUGGGCGAUUACGGACGUUAUGAACCAAACGAGAAGCAAUUGGAAGCGGCCCAAUAUCUUUUGGCACAUGCUGUUACCAAUAAAUAUAUUGACUUGGCCUAUAAAUUGGUGGCGCAAAAUCAGACCAAAGUCACAAAAAGUCCUGGCGCCAAUGUAUAUCGGCACAUUAAGACGUGGUAUCACUUUUAUCCUUGUGGUAUGGACGAUCAUCCGAGGUGCGGCGUAGAAUUGGGUUUGCCAGAUGUUUGGGAUGGCAAAAUGUAGCAACAUUUAUAUGACAAUUAUCUUAUUUACAUAGUAUUUAUGUAGAUAUAUAUGUAUAUGAGUAAGCAAUUAGAGAUACAUAAAUUUAAGUAAACAAAUAGAUUUAAUAUCGUUUUUUGGUUGUGAAAUAUUUUCCUUUAAAAAUUUUAUUACUUGUUAUAUGUAUGCAAGUACAUAUGUAUGCAUGAAGAUAUACAUACUUUUUAUAUAUGCCCCUUAUUCUUUAGCACGCACACAAACGCAUACAUACAUAUAUACACAUCUUUUUAUGUACAAAAAUUAUUUUGAAACACUGUAUCUGCUACAUACAUACAUAUAAGCCAAUUAAGAAGUCACUGUUGAAUUAAAUAUAAUAUUCUAAUUCGUUUAAAAGAUCUUAAAUUUGUAGCUGCAUAAAUAAAUAAAUGACUGACGAAGA